AUGAAUUCAACUUCACUCAGAGCGUGGGAUAUCACAUGUGCGCGCUUGACAGAAGCUUACUGGUGGGCAGAGCUAUAUAACUUCACCUCAAGGGUCAUAACUCUUUCCUACAUGCGCACGGAAUCUACCACUCAUCAUGCUUUCAAUCAUGCCCGAGCAUCUCCGGUUUGCAUAGAACCGCACCUACGGGACCAGUGUUGUUCACAUUUCGAUGAUGGUAUGCGUCUAGAGCAUCCUAAAGCCUGGUUGCGCUUUCCCAAUAACAUGCCACCCACAAAUCUCAGAAACUUUUUCGGUCCUUCCUAUGCUCCAACGCUUAUGCAUGCAAACGCCAUCCAGAUCUUUAUCUAA
Messenger RNA from Pseudocercospora fijiensis CIRAD86, 351 nucleotides. RefSeq lists its product as uncharacterized. The coding region runs from base 1 to 351 and encodes 116 amino acids. NCBI's taxonomy places the organism in Eukaryota, Fungi, Ascomycota, Dothideomycetes, Mycosphaerellales, Mycosphaerellaceae. The record is from RefSeq and is a predicted model, not a curated record. The transcript is spliced from 4 exons.